UCAGAGAGCGCUCUUACGCACCUUCGACAUUUGGCGUCUGGCGGUUGCGCGCACAUCCACGGGCUUGUGGCAGCUUCAACAAACUCAGUUGCGAGCUGAACCAUGUCAUUGAGCCCCAAACAUUCAACUCCUUUCUCAGUGACCGAUAUUUUGAGCCCGAUCGAGGAGACCUUUAAGAAGUUUGCAGCCAUGGAGAGCACCGCGAGCCUGGCGUCUCCUCUCUACAGACAGACUCAGGUGUCUCAAGCAAACCUGCAGCAGCACAACAUGAGCCAUAACGCCUAUCACAUGCCUCACUCUCAGUACACGGCAAUGGGAGGCUACUGCAACGGUACUAUUGGCACUAUGGGAGACCUGCCUUCGUACCAGGAGAGCGUAAGGAACGGUGCAACGGCGACGGCGUGGUACGGCUCGAACCCGGAGCCAAGAUAUCCAACAAUUUCCAGAUUUAUGGGCCACUCGGCAGGCAUGAACAUGGGAACAAUACCGGGCAUGGAUGUGACUAAAUCUAUGGUGACUUUGCACGCCGCGCCCCGAAGGAAACGGCGCGUCCUCUUCUCCCAAGCGCAGGUGUACGAACUGGAGCGGCGAUUUAAGCAGCAGAAAUAUCUGUCUGCUCCGGAGAGGGAACAUUUGGCCAGCAUGAUUCACCUGACACCGACCCAGGUGAAGAUCUGGUUCCAGAACCACAGGUACAAAAUGAAACGCCAGGCGAAGGACAAAGCUUCCCAGCAGCCGGACAGCGGGAACCUUUGCGCGCAACAGUCGCCGAGGCGCGUCGCGGUGCCCGUGUUGGUUAAAGACGGUAAACCGUGUCAGAACGGUUCCAAUACGCCGACGCCGGUCCACCAGCAAGUCCACGAGACUUUAGCUUCACCCGAGGACCUGGAAGAAAUGUCCCCGAGUCCUCCUCUCAUGAACGGCCUCUCUCAGACUGACGCUGCGCUCAUGGAGUACACCAGCAACAUGGUGAGCUCCAACCUGCUGUACGGCCGAACAUGGUGAUAUUGCUGAACUUCACGCUUGAUUUCUACAAAGACACUGUUUUUUUUAAUCGUUUUGAAACAGCACUCGUCUGAUGCAAGGGUCUUGCCCUCAUGUGAUUAUCUGGAUUGUGACUUAAUCAUUAUUGAAUGAAAAUCUUCAUACGGAUGAGUACUGAAGACUAGACUAGUGUGAUGCGAAUAAUCAAACAUCAGUUCUGUUGCUUUGUAUAAUGCGAGCUGUAGAUGAACAAAUGUUGUGUAUAAAUAUCU
Messenger RNA from Triplophysa rosa, 1256 nucleotides. It is a transcript of the gene nkx2.4b, whose product is annotated as NK2 homeobox 4b. Lineage: Eukaryota; Metazoa; Chordata; Actinopteri; Cypriniformes; Nemacheilidae. The record is from RefSeq and is a predicted model, not a curated record. Gene Ontology annotation, molecular function: DNA-binding transcription factor activity, RNA polymerase II-specific; RNA polymerase II cis-regulatory region sequence-specific DNA binding. The transcript has 2 exons. Gene Ontology annotation, biological process: cell differentiation; regulation of transcription by RNA polymerase II. Bases 103 to 1005 code for a protein of 300 amino acids. Gene Ontology annotation, cellular component: nucleus.